Molecule: messenger RNA, 2497 nt
Organism: Melopsittacus undulatus (budgerigar)
Lineage: Eukaryota; Metazoa; Chordata; Aves; Psittaciformes; Psittaculidae
Gene: CDC123
Product: cell division cycle 123
Exons: 13
Coding region: 90-1097 (335 amino acids)
Cellular component (GO): cytoplasm
Source: RefSeq, a predicted model, not a curated record
GGUUCCGGGUGGAUCGGGAGCUUCCGGGAUCAGCGGGGAGAAGCGGCGCGGGUCAGGGCGAGCAGGGCCGGUUCGGGUUGAGGGGGAGGAUGAAGAAGGAGCAGGUGGUGCACUGCCAGUUCUCCGUGUGGUAUCCGCUUUUCCGGGCCGUCACCAUCCGCAGUGUGAUACUUCCCCUACCUGACAAUGUGAAAGAAUAUUUGCUGGAUGAUGGAACACUUGUGGUUUCUGGAAGAGAAGAUCCACCAAGUCAUGCUCAGGAGGGGAGUGAUGAUGCAGAGGAAAUACAGUGGUCAGAUGAUGAGAAUACUACAACACUUAAGGCACCCGAAUUUCCUGAGUUCACAGCUAAAGUUGAAGAAGCAAUAAGUUCCUUGGGUGGUAGUGUUUUUCCUAAACUUAACUGGAGUGCUCCAAGGGAUGCCUACUGGAUAGCAAUGAACAGUUCUUUGAAAUGUAAAGCUCUCAGUGACAUCUUCCUCCUCUUCAAGAGUUCAGACUUCAUCACUCGUGACCUCACUCAACCAUUUAUUCACUGUACUGAUGAUUCCCCAGAUCCUUCCUUGGACUAUGAGCUUGUUCUUCGCAAAUGGUGUGAGCUAAUCCCUGGUGCAGAAUUCAGAUGCUUUGUCAAGGAAAACAAGCUCCUAGGUAUAUCACAGAGGGACUACACACAGUACUACGAUCAUAUCUCUAAGCAACAUGAGGAAAUAUGUAGAUCAAUACAGGAAUUCUUCAAGAAACACAUACAGUAUAAAUUCCUGGAUGAAGACUUUGUGUUUGAUGUGUACAGAGACAGCAGGGGUAAGAUUUGGUUAAUAGAUUUUAACCCAUUUGGUGAAGUGACAGACUCCCUGCUGUUUACAUGGGAAGAACUGACCUCGGGGAAAAACUUGAAAGGAGACCAGGGUGAAGGGGAAGCAACAGAACAGGACUCUCCAGUUUUCCGUUGUACAAACAGUAAAGUUACUGUCCAGCCUAGUCCAUAUCUGAGUUACCGGCUGCCAAAAGACUUUGUGGACCUUUCUACAGGAGAGGAUGUUCACAAAUUAAUUGACUUUCUCAAACUGAAAAGAAAUCAGCAAGAUGAUGACUGAAGUAUCAAGAAGAGUUUCAUUGAAUUACAAGCAAGAAAUGUGGCAAAAGCUAUACUUAGCAUAACUAUUAAGCUAUUGAGUUAAAGAAAACCUGCUUUUUAUAGUGAAUGAAAGCACCAAAGAGCUGUUCAUCUUGCAUGUCUGUUGGUUUAUAUAAAAAGGCUUUGUCAGGGAAACAUAAAAUGAUAGGGUGAGUUCUCACUGGAUUCCAGGUUAAAUGCAAUUAUACCAUGGUGCAAGCAAGCAGCAAUCUGAGUACAACAGACCAACUGUUUUCCUAUCUUAUAAUGUGAAGAUUGAUGCUGUUGAAGUGUGCCAUUGGACUCUUUAGUGAUAAAUACAACAACAUUUAAUGCUUGUGCAGUUAAAACAUCAAGCAUUCUCUGUAUUUAGGCACAGCCUUGCUUAAAAUAUUGCCGAGUCACAAGGAAAGAAAGGAAUGUAUGGGUUUCUUUCUGUAAUAAGCUUUUAAAAUUGUAAAUUGACUUUGUUUUGGGAGCACUUCUCAUCUUUCCUUUAUGUAACAAAAAGUGGAGAAGGUGUUUUUUUUUCCUGUGCUAUGAAGGCUAAUUCUUCAUUUUGGAGAGCAACUACAGUAGGGUACUUAAGGUGUCAAAGUUUUGCAUUUCAGAAAUUUGAAAUUCUGAAUGCAUUUCAAGUAAAUAAUAUUUUCACAAUAGCUAAAGUUAUGGACUUUGUUAAACUUCACCACAUUGUAUUUCAUUUUUGCAGUAAAGCUUUCUUGAAACUAAUUUUUUAACAUUAUCUCAUACUAGACAUCAUCUGUGGCUUUAAUAUAAAUAGUUAAACAUAACAUCAACCUGUAAUUUUAUAUGUGGACUGGGUCUUUCUUCUUUUGUAUCACGUCUUUGAGUUUCUCAAGAAAAUUAUUAUUCUUUCAGCUCUUAAAAAUCUGUAUUCAUUUGAUGGUACUUCAUGUUUUUUGUAUAAAGGGAAGCUUGGCUAAAUUUGGGAACACAGAAGCACUUGUUACCAGUUGCUGUUACUUGGGAGGUGUGGGGAGGACAGUUUCAGGUGAAGAAGCAGCCAACUUUUGGAUGUAGGUGUUUGCAUGGCCUCAGUAAUCUGUUCACAGUGUGCACAAUUCCUGUUGAAAUGAAAGGACAUUUGGAAAUGCUCAUAGCACCUGGAAACUGGUUUCUAUUUCAAACUAGUUAUGUGAUACCUUCUGUGUGUAUAUAAAGCUGUUCAUGUUUCUUUGUCUUGCUUUUGCUGUCAAAUUGAUAUGGUGCUUGGUUACAAUCUGUUCAUGGAUGUUAAAUCUGAGCUUAGAUGUUGAUCUAUUGCUUACCUUCUAUAUCUUCAGUUUUGAAUGAAUACUUGUUAAAGAUUAUACAGAUUAAGAAUCCAGUUCUACCAAAUACAUUGAUAAAACAUCA